AAUCAACUCGAUCAAGAUGACCAGCGAUGGUGCUGUUGAACUGGAGGAGCUGGACGACGUCGACUUAAUCUCUAUACAGAAGGUAGACGCUCUGCGGCUCAUGAGUGCCGAUUCCUAUACGUGAAGAGACCUUCAUGCGGCAAGAUAAAGAGACCACCAUCGAUAUCAAUGAUGCAUUUGGGACACCACAGAAGAAAAAUAAACAUGUUCUGAAGAAAGGCAUGUUGUUUGAUGAUGUGCAAGCUGCUAAAAAAUUUUACAAAGAAUAUGCACACGAUCUCGGUUUCUCUGUUAGGACGGGCCAACAGAAAUUAGAUGAUAAUGGAGUGGUUAUGUGGAAGCGAUUCCUGUGUGCAAGGGAAGGAUAUAAAACAGAAAAAGAAGUAGGUUCCAGUGGUUCAUCAUCAAAAGGUUGCAGAAGUAGAGAGUCAAAGAUGUGGAUGUCAAGCUUAUAUUUAUGUUAAGCGCACUUCAGAAGGCAAGUAUAUCAUUGCAGCACUAUUUGAGGGACAUAACCAUGCCUUUAUGACACCUAGCAAACAUCACCUCCUUCGAUCCAACCGUUAUGUCAGUGAGAAGGCAAAAACUACUCUUUUCAAUUGUCACAAGUCUAGCAUUGGAACAUCACAAGCUUACAUAUUACUUCAAGUUGGUGCAGGGGGUUUUGAGUAUGUUGGAUGCACAAAAAAGGAUUUGCAGAAUUACUACAGUGAUUUCAGGAACAAAAUAAAGGACGCAGAUGCUCAUAUGUUUAUUGAGAAUUUACGUACACUCAAGGAUUUGGACCCUAAUUUCUUCUUUGAAUAUGAAGUGAAGGAUGGUCGGUUGUUUCGAGUG
Panicum hallii is the source of this 837-nucleotide messenger RNA. Its product is annotated as protein FAR1-RELATED SEQUENCE 12-like. The transcript has 3 exons. NCBI's taxonomy places the organism in Eukaryota, Viridiplantae, Streptophyta, Magnoliopsida, Poales, Poaceae. Bases 135 to 464 code for a protein of 109 amino acids. The record is from RefSeq and is a predicted model, not a curated record.